This is a messenger RNA of Ceraceosorus bombacis, 3244 nucleotides long. Lineage: Eukaryota; Fungi; Basidiomycota; Exobasidiomycetes; Ceraceosorales; Ceraceosoraceae. The record is from the annotation of a GenBank genome assembly.
AUGAAGGUUGCCGGUUCCCUCGCCGCUUUGGCGAGCCUGUGUGCCAGCGCGCUCGCACUCCCUCCCAACACUCUACACGCACGUCAAGGCACCGCGGCCCCUUUCGCUUCCUCGCAGACUUUCACCAGUCCUCAUGGCACGCUCAGCAUCGCUGUCGACAAGGGCACGGGUGUGCUCACCAGCUUGAAGUACGGACAGCAGAAUGCGGCUUUUGAGUACCUUCCCACCGACCCUAAAAGGACUGCCAAUGGCUACAAUGUAUGUGAUCAGAUUAGUGACUGAUGCUGUCGGUGACUACGCACACUCAUAUCUGAUCGUGGCAUUGUUGACUUCAGCACGUAGGUGACAUUCAAUUGCGAGUUCGCCCUUCCGGCGGAUCGGCUCAGUGGUCCGAUUUUUCUACCGCCGACGUCCGUCGCUCUGCAGUUGCUUCCAGCUCGUCCCAGGCCUGCGCAGCAUCUUCCUUCGUCUGCAACGACGUCACUCCUGCCUUUGCCUUUCCUUCAUCAACACCGCUCUCUGUCUCUCGCAGCUGGGUCUGGGCAGGAGCCGAGGCCAACAAUGAGGCUUUGCAGGUUGUUUACCGUAUCGUCAACAAUGGCGACCAGCCUCUCGAACUCGGGGGACUGGCCUUCCCGCUUGCGUUCUCCAACAAUUGGGAAGGGGCUAGUCAAGACGUCACUUGGGACACCAAGGUCAUGUCCGACCCUGCUAUCAAUCUUGAUCAUGGCUACGUCCUGACGAAUCGCCUUACAGGCACCGGCGCGGCAGUAGUGGUCUCAUCUGGCUCCGAUAUCAAAGCAAAGGGUCAGUCGCAGGCCGUGUGCUCUCAUCCAAUGUUGCCGCUCGCUGACCAGAUUAUGCUCCCAUGCAGCUCCUUUGGAGUCGUAUCGUAUCCUGCCCGCAACCGGCCCUCUUCGCGAAGUGACCCCGCCCUCUUUUGGCUUCGAGGGCAUUUACAGCUGGGCCGUACACACUCUGGGUUUCCAGGCCUUGGACCAGCAAGCUGCGCGCAGCCUUGGUGUCCAGCGCGGGGCAGACUGGAACGACCCAACUUCUUCGACUCUGCAGCCGAAAGAAAGCCGCGACUUUUCCCUGCAAUUCUUUGGCACGCCUGACGGAGCACGUGGAGUGGAAGCGGCGCUCAGAAGACGCAAAGUCGCCACUCUUGUGGGCGUUCCUGGCUACGUCAUUCCUCGCGCUUCGGAAGGCAAGCUCGUCGUUGACUCUGACUCUGCGGUGACAGUAGACAAGAUCGAGCCAGCAGGUGCACUGACUUUGCAGCAAAGCGGAGCUAAGCAAGGCACCAAGACCGUCUUUCGCGUGACACCCGGUGGUUCUACAUUCGGCCGGGUCCGCGUGACGCUACGCUUCGGAGAUGGAACUUCAGCAACGGCUCACUACUUUGUACCAGCCUCGGUCCAGGAUACUCUGUCCGCUCAUGGCAGACACUCCUUUAAUCAGCAAUGGCUCGAUACCCAGCAAGACUUCUUCGACAGGACGCCAAGCGUGAUCACCUGGGACAAAGCCGCAAACGGCGGCCAGGGAGGUCAAGUACUCGACGAUCAACGCGCAUGGGUUGCUGGUCUCUCGGACGAAGGUGGUGCGGGUGCAUACGUCAGCGCAAGCAGCAAAGAGCUCUUGCAACCCGACGCUUCUGAGGUCGCCAAGUUGCAGAGGUUCGCCGAAGAUACACUUUGGGGUCAUUUGCAGCACGACGAAACCGAGCCGGACUUGACCGGUGCUACCCGCAAAAGCCUAUUCUACUACGACCAAACACUCGAAGAUCGUGGUGUGUACCAGCCGGGAGUGCUGCACAGUGGUACUUGGGACGUCAAAGAGGCCACACGCCUCGAUAGGACGUACAAUUACCCUCAUCCCGCCGUCGUGUGGGUGACCCUAUACCGUCUGGGGCGGAAUUACGCAGGCUUGCUGGCUGCGCAGCCCGGGUCCACUUGGCAGACUUAUUUGACUCGAGCUGCCCUGACCCUUCGCGCCAUGAUGAAGCAUGCUGGGCUCAACGCGUACGCUCAAUUCGGAAUGAUGGAGGGCACCUUUUUCGUCGAAUUGCUCAACGACCUGAAGCGCGAAGGUCAGACUAAUGCCACUUAUGCAGAUCUGCACAAAGAGCUCGAGGGCCUCAUGAAGCAGCGUGCGGACCUUUGGAAUGGCGAAAAAUAUCCGUACGCCAGCGAGUCAGUACUUGAGGUGGAACAACGCUGCCGUUGAGAAUGUCCCAAUACUGAUCCCCAGAGCUCUUCAUCUUUCACAGAUUCCCAUGGGACUUUACUGGGCAGGAAGAAGUCCAUGCUUGGCUGGACUACUUCAACUACACCGCCAAGGCUGAUCAAACCGUCGAGACGGUUGUUGCCGGCAUGUCAGCUCCCCCUCAUUGGGCCUACAGUGGCAUCGGACGGUGAGUGAUGCGAGUGGCGAGAAGCUCAAGCGCUGCAUACUGAAGCCAUUGCUAUACCCUCACAGUUCAUACUGGGACUCCUUGUAUGGCGGUCGUCAGCCCCAGCGCAUCGAGCGUCUGCAGCACCAUUACAAGGGCUCGCUCAAUGCGCUGCCGCUCCUGAGCUAUUUCCGCAAGAAUCCUACGGAAGCUAAUCUUUGGCUUCUGCGGUCUGCGUUUGGUGCGAGCACCGGAACGUUGUCGACCGUCGACCAGAGCGGGUGAGAGAUUCUUGGGAUCGCUGGGUCAGCCUGUCGGCGGUGUGGCUGAACCGUUCUUUGUCCUUGGUGCACCGCUAGCUUUGCGAGUAUGGGAAUGCACUCAAACCCGGAUGCUCUGCAAUUCGACACCUUGACUGGUGAUGGAGGCAUGUCCAUGGCCGGCUACGCUCUCUCUUCAGCAUGCUACGUUGUCAAUUCUCAGUCUCUCAGCGGCUGGUCUGCGUUCACCGGUACGCUCUCCCAGCAAGGGUCGCAGAUCACUGUGAAGCCUACCGAUGCAGCUCGUCAACGACUGUUCAUCGCCGCUACGGGGCUCUACGUUCAACUAGACUCUGGAAGGAUCAACUCGGUGACUUUUGCUGCAAGCAAUCCCAGAGACGUUCAAGUUACACUCGACCAAGCCGACCAACACACUCCUAAUGCCGGCAUCCGCUUCGCACAGACCGUCAAGCCCCAAGGCGCCCCGAGUGACUACAUUAUGCAGGCUGGCUUCAAGCAAGAACGGGAUGCGUACGUCGUACCUCUCAAACAAGGCUCCACGACGACCAUCAAAAUCAGUGCUACCUAG